AUGGAUCACAGAUCUUCUGUCGAUUGGGUGUUGCGCGCGAUGUCAGAAAUGGAAGUUGAUGAUACAGGGCCAGUGGCAUCCCUUAGUGAAAAUAAGAAACGUUUCGAAAUAAAAAAGUGGUAUGCGGUUGCUUUAUGGGCUUGGGAUAUCGUCGUUGAUAAUUGUGCUAUCUGUCGAAAUCACAUAAUGGACUUAUGUAUUGAAUGUCAAGCUAACCACGCCUCUGCUACAAGUGAAGAGUGUACUGUUGCUUGGGGUGUUUGUAAUCAUGCCUUUCAUUUUCACUGUAUAUCUCGAUGGUUGAAAACACGACAAGUUUGCCCUCUAGACAACCGUGAAUGGGAACUGCAGAAGUAUGGCCACUAA
Messenger RNA from Schistosoma margrebowiei, 366 nucleotides. Lineage: Eukaryota; Metazoa; Platyhelminthes; Trematoda; Strigeidida; Schistosomatidae. The record is from the annotation of a GenBank genome assembly.